AUGCCAGCACCGCCGAUGCCUUGGAGAGACCGCCCCACCAAUAUCAAGCCGAUGGAACGCGAUACGCAGCAGAAGACCGUGCCUAGAGUGAAGAAAGCGACCGAGAUGGUCAGGCAUGGCCGUCGACCGAACACGUGGCUCAGAUCCGCUAUGAAUAACAUCAGCACGGCGUUGGCUAGGAGGUACGCCGUGCCUAUCCAAAAGCCGUCGUACGUGCUGAGCUCGAGGUCUACAACGAUAGCCUAUGACUAUGAGCAUGCCAAGGAUGGAAAGUGUUUGGGAGGAUAUCGAACCUGCAAAGAGGUCACAAUGACACAGGCGUCAAGGGCGACCAUGAGCGACAACAAGGCGGCCGUCGCCAUGAUGGCGAGAUGA
Colletotrichum tamarilloi is the source of this 375-nucleotide messenger RNA. RefSeq lists its product as uncharacterized. The record is from RefSeq and is a predicted model, not a curated record. The coding region runs from base 1 to 375 and encodes 124 amino acids. The transcript has a single exon. NCBI's taxonomy places the organism in Eukaryota, Fungi, Ascomycota, Sordariomycetes, Glomerellales, Glomerellaceae.